This is a messenger RNA of Chironomus riparius, 1738 nucleotides long. NCBI's taxonomy places the organism in Eukaryota, Metazoa, Arthropoda, Insecta, Diptera, Chironomidae. The record is from the annotation of a GenBank genome assembly.
AGUUACUUAUCUUAAUAUUUGAUUGCUAAAAGAUGAUUAAAUCCUAUGAAUUAAUUUAACGGUGUUUGAAAAUUUAAAAUUUCAAAAAACCUUACAAUUUUCGAAACUCAUUCAAAACCAUACAAAAGGAAUUUGUACUGUGACAAUUGACUUUGACCAACAACACAAUGUGUAGGAAGUCGGGAACUAAAAACCAGGAUCUUGUUGGAUAUAAAUCAAAUACAAAAAAACAGAAAAGUUAAUUUAAUUAAGAAACUUAGAUGAAUUAAGAAAAACAAAUAUGCGAUCGUCCGCAAUAUCAUAUAGCAGCUAUCAAAUGCAAAAAACUAGAAGUCUCUAAGUGCUUCCAGUUCUGAUAAAAACAGGCAGCCAGCCAGACAAAGUGGACCUAUAAGCGCAUUGUUUCCUGUCAUCUGAUACAAAUCAGAGUUACUAAUAGCGUUUGGAUAAUAUAUGCCGCAGAUCUUUCAUCAGAGACAUCUAUUAAAUAGUUAAUAGCACUGAUUUGACAUUACUUCAAUCUUAAAAUAUUAAAAAUCCUAUUUUUAAAUGUAGACGUCAUAAGUAAACAUUUGACUAGAUUAAAAAAUUUCGUUUUAUUUUGUUUCUUUGAUAAGAAUAAUUGAGUGAACUUUUCUGAUAAUCUGCGGUCAUUUUAGAGGAGUAUAUUCAGUAACGAAGUUGUCUGUGAAUACAAAAUAUCAUUUUUUUUGGUAGAAUGGAAAAAAGGCUUUCAUGGCUUAUUUUUGUAUAUAUAAACUUUGUCCUUUCACUGGACAUUGAGUGUGAAUAUGAUAUUUUCGAUAAUCGUCAUGCUUAUGGAGACAAGUAUCGAUGCUUAGUUAAAAAUGAUAUCGACAUUGACUUACCAGACGAGGUUCAAAUUGAGUCAAUUACAGGUGAUCAUAUGAGUGGGAAGAGUGACGACAAUGAGAUGCAUUUCCACAUAAGCGACAAAAACAUUCAAUAUUUCCCACGUGGCAUGCAAAAAUUCUAUAAAAAUCUCAAAGGAAUUAUCAUUUGGCACAGUCAGCUUAAAGAGAUUCAUCAGGAUGACCUAAAACCUUAUCCUGGUCUUAAUAAUUUGUAUUUGUCUGGAAAUGGCAUUGAAAUCAUUGAAGAUGGACUUUUUGACUACAAUCCAGACAUUAAAGUGAUAAUAUUUGAAAAUACUAAACUUUUUCACAUCAGUCCGACUGCUUUUAAUAAUUUGGCGAAGCUGAAAACUUUAUUUUUUAAUGGCAACAUUUGCACUAAUUUGUACUCAGUUAAAAAUCGAGCAGUGACUCUUAAAGUUAUCAAAGGUGUGAAAAAUUCAUGCACAAGCUUAGAAUUCUUGAGUUUGAGGAGAAAGCUUGACAAUCUUGAACAAAUCUCAAAGAAUUUAAACUUUGCAAACUCACAAAUAUUCAGUCAAAACCUUAUAAACUUUCAAGAGCUAUUUACAGCUUCAAAAUUUGCAAGUUUCUCGCCAUUUAAGCAAAAAUUCCAAAACUUGAUAGAAUUGAAGAUUACGUCGCCUACUGAAGAUUCAUGCAGGAGUAAAGAAAUAGGUUUGGAAACUCUUAAACAUAAAAUUGAUACGGACCUCUUUGACACUCAACAGAACAUGUUAAAAGCAAUGGAUUCAAAGAUUGAGGAGCUUGAAACCCGUUUAACAAGAAAUAUCGAAGCGAUUUUGGAAGAGAAGCUAGAAAAGGUCAUGAUUAAUGUUAAUAAGCUUAUUGCAAUGAUUUGA